AUGACAGACAUGAAAGACGGUGCUUUCAAGCACGAUGCCACCGUGCCCCCACCCAGCAACCGUGUGCUGCCCCUGUUCUCCCUCAAGGGCAAGACGGCCAUCGUUUCUGGUGCCGGCGCCGGUAUUGGCCUGCAAAUCGCCCACGCAUACGCCGAAGCUGGUGCCAACGUUGCCAUUUGGUACAACAGCAACAAGGCGGCCCUUGAACGCGCCGCCGAGAUCGAGAAGGAGUAUGGUGUCAAGUGCAAGGCGUACCAGGUCAACGUGACCUCUCACCAAGCGAUCAAAGAGUCUGUCCAGCAGAUCGUGGCCGAAUUCAACGGCCGCCUCGACAUAUUCGUUGCCAACUCGGGCAUUGCGUGGGAGGAGGGCCCCUUGAUUGACGGUCCCAUGGAUGUCGCCGACAGAGUCUUGGCCGUCAAUGUCAACGGCCCCAUCUACUGCGCCCAGGUUGCCGGCGAGCACUUCCGUCGGCAGAAGAAGGAGGGCACCACGCUCGACGGUCAGAAGCUCGAGGGCUUCACCUACGGUAGCUUCAUUGCAACCGCCAGCAUGAGUGGUCAUAUCGUCAACGUGCCGCAGAUGCAGACGGUGUACAACGCGUCCAAGGCGGCCGUCAUCCACAUGUGCAAGAGUUUGGCCGUCGAAUGGGUUGGUUUCGCCCGCGUCAACUCCAUCUCGCCCGGCUACAUCAAGACGGAGAUUUCUGCUUUCGCUGGGGCCGAGACCAAGAAGCAGUGGAAGAACAAGACCCCCAUGGGACGCGAGGGUGAAGCUGGCGAGCUCAAGGGCGCGUAUCUGUAUCUCGCCUCGGACGCCGCUUCUUACACCACCGGUUGCGAUAUUGUCAUCGACGGAGGCUACUGCUUGCCAUGA
Colletotrichum graminicola M1.001 is the source of this 876-nucleotide messenger RNA. RefSeq names its product short chain dehydrogenase. Bases 1 to 876 code for a protein of 291 amino acids. The record is from RefSeq and is a predicted model, not a curated record. Gene Ontology annotation, cellular component: intracellular anatomical structure. Gene Ontology annotation, molecular function: oxidoreductase activity, acting on NAD(P)H, oxygen as acceptor. Lineage: Eukaryota; Fungi; Ascomycota; Sordariomycetes; Glomerellales; Glomerellaceae. The transcript is spliced from 4 exons.